UUUCUUUUUGAAAAAGCCUUCCCACUUCUCUCUCUCUAUUAAACGCCUUCCACCUUCCCGGCUUCGGAAAAACGCACUUCCAACCUUCCCCAGCUAACGGCGUCAAGAAGCAAGAUGUCGGUGAUGAUCGAGCAGCAGGACGCCAUCCACUACACCGUCACGUUCAACGGCACCGACGACAUCGAGACGACGGUGACGUCCUUUGGGAACGACGCGGCGGAGUGGGUCGCCGAGAUCUACCGCAUCCACCAGCGCCGCCUCUCCCGUCUCAUCGUCGGCUUCGACGUCGAGUGGCGCCCCAGCUUCUCCCAGGUCCAGAACCCCGUCGCCGUCCUCCAGAUCUGCGUCGGCCGCCGCUGCCUCGUCUUCCUCGUCCUCCACGCCGACCACAUCCCCGACGACCUCCUCGACUUCCUCGCCGACAACCGCUUCACCUUCGUCGGCGUCGGCAUCGGCAACGACGCCGACCGCCUCUACAACGAUCACAGCAUCUUCGUCCCCAACACCACCGACCUCCGGGGCCUCGCCGCCGAGAACAUGGGCCGGCCGGGGAUGAACCAGAAGGGGCUCGCCGGGCUCGCCAAGGACGUGCUCGGGGUGGAGGUGAGGAAGCCCAGACGGGUGACGAUGAGCCACUGGGAUAACAUGCCCCUCACCCACGAACAAAUAAUGUACGCUGCGGUGGAUGCCUUCCUUUCCUUCGAGAUCGGGAGGCGGCUCUUCGCCGGGGAUUUCUGAGAUGAAUCCGGGUUACGUUUUUUCUCUGCCUCUUUCAGUAGUAAUGCAAUGCAAGCGGUAUUAAAAUGGUAUCAUGGUAUAUAUCCAUAUUUGAUGGGAUUUUGUUCUAAACAACGUGGUUAGGGAGUCAUUGGUCUCCUUAUAUUGAAACUGGUGUCGAAACUUUGCUUCUUUGCCUGUAGAUAGUAAUUGUUCCCAACAUACUAGUGGUAAUGUCUUUGAUUUGAAUGCAUUAAUCUCUUUGUAGA
This is a messenger RNA of Phoenix dactylifera (date palm), 986 nucleotides long. Its product is annotated as 3'-5' exonuclease-like. The record is from RefSeq and is a predicted model, not a curated record. Gene Ontology annotation, biological process: nucleobase-containing compound metabolic process. Gene Ontology annotation, molecular function: 3'-5' exonuclease activity; nucleic acid binding. Gene Ontology annotation, cellular component: nucleus; cytoplasm. NCBI's taxonomy places the organism in Eukaryota, Viridiplantae, Streptophyta, Magnoliopsida, Arecales, Arecaceae.